AUGCGCUGCGGCGACCGGGUCUUCGGCCUGGCGGCGGGCAGCUUGCGGCACGGGCCCUCAGCGCUCUGCCCCUUUCUGUCGUACAUUGAUGCAAGUGGCAGUUUGGCAGCUUUGAUCCCACAGGGCCAAAGCUACGCCAGCAUGGCUUCGCUGCCCACAGUCGCCCUGCUUCGCGGCCUGCGUUUCGUGUGCGCUUUUCUUCCGACCGUCUCAGCUGCGCUGGAGCUGGGCCGCGUUUUGCCUGGCGACUUUGUGGCGGUCCAGGCGGGCGCAGGAAUCGAGUUGAGCCCUUGUGCACGGGCUUGUUGCCAGAUGAAUUCCUCUUCGCCUGACAUCCUAACCAUCCUGAACUGUCUGGAAGGCGGCACGGGCGCUCUCUGCCUGGCGGCGAUGCGGCGCCGGGGCGCGGCCAUGUUGGCCACGGCGGGCAGUGCCAAGAAGCAGUGCUUCCUGCGCUUGCGGCGCGGCAUCUCGCGCGUGACCAGCUCCCGCUCUGGCGACGUGCAGCUUUCCACGCAAUUGAAUCGGCGCAGGGGAGGAGUGGAUGAGAGGUUUGUGCGGGAUUUCCUUGCUUUCCUCCCGGAGCACUGCCUGGGGGCGGACUUCCUCCUCAACUCUUUGACGCACGACGACUUCAUCCCGAGGGGUUUGUCUGUGCUGGCUCCCGGUGGCCGCUUCGUGGAGCUUGGGAAGUUGCGAGUCUGGUCAGCGCAAUCUGUGCAGCAUUUCCGCAGGGAUGUGAUCCAUGCCACCAUGCUCCUGGAUGCAAGGGUCGCUGGGGCGGCGCCCAGCCUGGCGAAAGAGCUGCGUGCCAUCGCUGCGGCAGUCCAGGCCAUUCACCCAAGUAUCUUCCAUGAAAAAACCCUCGCGGGAGUACUCUGCCCUGCUGAGGCAUUUCAACUUCUGCAGAGUGCCAGGCAAGUGGGUAAGGCCCGGGUGCAACGCAUGCUGCGAAGUCAUUGUGCACGAUGCCUGUGUCUUGAGAGGUGGUCUUAG
Messenger RNA from Symbiodinium natans, 996 nucleotides. NCBI's taxonomy places the organism in Eukaryota, Dinophyceae, Suessiales, Symbiodiniaceae. The record is from the annotation of a GenBank genome assembly.